Molecule: messenger RNA, 696 nt
Organism: Talaromyces atroroseus
Lineage: Eukaryota; Fungi; Ascomycota; Eurotiomycetes; Eurotiales; Trichocomaceae
Product: Proteasome subunit beta type-1
Exons: 5
Coding region: 1-696 (231 amino acids)
Cellular component (GO): proteasome core complex
Molecular function (GO): threonine-type endopeptidase activity
Source: RefSeq, a predicted model, not a curated record
AUGAUCUCGAACGCCAGCGGUGCUCUGGGGGAAGAUGGCAUCCACGUCGAUAUGAACCACCUGAAAAAAGGCGAGGUCAACCUUGGAACCUCGAUCAUGGCAAUCAACUUCAAAGAUGGCGUCAUCCUUGGUGCGGAUAGUCGGACGACUACCGGUGCAUACAUUGCCAACCGAGUCACAGACAAACUUACACAAGUUCACGACACUAUUUGGUGCUGCCGGUCUGGUUCCGCCGCGGACACGCAGGCCGUCGCCGAUAUCGUCUCAUACCACCUCAACAUGUAUGGCAUCGUUAAUGAGGAGCCCCCAAGCACGCAGACGGCGGCCGCUCUUUUCCAGGAACUAUGUUACGAAAAUAAAGACGCGCUUAGCGCGGGAAUCAUCAUUGCGGGCUAUGAUCGACGACACGGCGGACAGGUAUAUUCGAUUCCACUUGGCGGUUCGCUCCAUAAACAGGCCUAUGCCAUUGGCGGGUCCGGAUCUACCUACAUCUACGGAUACUGCGAUGCCAACUGGAAGGAAGGCAUGACAGAGGAGGAGGGCGUUGACUUCGUCAAAAGUGCAUUGGGCGAGGCUAUCAAAUGGGAUGGCAGUUCUGGUGGUGUAAUCCGCAUGGUCGUGCUCACAGCCAAGGGAGCAAUUCGUCACCUAUAUUUGCCUGACAAUGGUUAUACCGGCCCGGGCCCGGCCAGAUAA